AUGAGUGCCUCUAUAGAUAUUCCUGUGUCGGAAGCACCUCCAAGUUAUAACCAUAUAUUUGGAAACGCUCAAUAUACGUAUGCUGAUGGGUCGCCGAUUCAUUAUUUUGAAAGAUCCCUGGACGAGGAUGCCGAAAGUGAAAUGAGCUUGGAGAGUGGUAGUCCGUACGCGGUAGGACCGGGAGUUCAACGUUACACGACGGCUCUCUCUAGCUCUAUUCCGUUUCAAUUACCAUAUAAUGAUGAAAAUCAUGAAAAUACAAAUAUUACAAAUAUGAAAGAUACGUCAAGACGUGGUAGCUCUACAACUGCUACUCGACAGGCGUCUGUCUGUUCUACUUGGUUAGAAUCCAUGGGUCAUAGUUUCCCGGAUAACAUUACACGUAUAGAGUCUAAUGAGAUUGUUUCUCCGAUUGUUGCCUCGGUAGAGUCUCGAUUCCAAAUUCCAUUGACAAAGUUGCAUGAUAGUCAUAAGAAACAGCUGGCAACUAAAGCAAGACGGUCGUAUUCGAUGUCUGCUUCAUCAUCAAGUAGUCACCAUUAUCCACAUCAUAGUAAUACUACUAAUAAUAAUGGGAUGUUUAAGAAUCUAUUGUUUCAUAGAAGAGAUAGUCAUGCAACUAUCGUCGAGGGUAAAGAGUUUAAUGGUAAAGAGGAUGCUUCACAAAAUGGUAAAUUGUUGUUUGAUGAAAAAUAUGAGUAUACUGGGAACGUUCUUGGGGAAGGUUCUGGUGGAUCUGUGAAAGUUGUCAAAAGGAAAAAAGAUAAUGUGAUGUUUGCUGUGAAAGCAUUCCAUCCAUACGAAGAAACUUUGAGUAAAGAUCGGGAUGAAGAAAAUUAUACCGUUCAAUCAUAUUUAAAGAAAAUUAAAGCUGAAUAUUGUAUUAGUUCAAUCCUUCAACAUUGUAAUAUCAUAUCAACUGUAGAGAUUAUAGAACAAGAUGAACAUACUCUUUUACAAGUGAUGGAAUAUGUGGAAUACGAUCUGUUCGCUAUUGUGAUGAGUGAACAAUUACAUUACUCCGAGGCCUGUUGUUAUUUUUGGCAAUUAUUACAAGGUGUUCUCUAUUUACAUGAUAUUGGCCUUGCUCAUCGAGAUUUAAAACUUGAUAAUUUGGUGGUGAACAAUAAGGGAAAAUUAAAGAUUAUUGAUUUUGGUGCCGCAGUAGUUUAUAAAUCACCCUAUACAGAUAAUGGAAAUAAUAAUGGGAACAACAGUAAUAACAACGAUUCAAGUGGUUCCACAGCAAUUACAAUGGCUAAAGGGAUUGUGGGGAGCGAUCCAUAUUUAUCACCUGAGCUAUACAUCUUUGAAACAUAUGAUCCAAGAGCAACAGAUAUAUGGGCCAUUGGAAUUAUAUUCGUUUGCAUGAUCCUAAGAAGCUUUCCAUGGAAAUAUCCGCGAUUAAAGGAUUCUGGAUUCCGUAGAUUCUGCCUAUGUCGUCGAGGUGCCAAUACUUUAAAUGAAUUGGUGACAAGAGAUAACAGCAUCCCUGAGGAUGAUAUGAUAAUACAAUAUGAUGAUGCAGAUGAGGAUAAUGAUGAAGGUAAUCAUAUUGCAGGACCGAUGCGUCUACUAGCACCACUACCUGAAGAAACACAUCAUAUCUUGUUACAAAUCCUGGAUCCUUCACCAAUCCGUCGUCCAUCGAUAGAUAUGAUCCUAUUGGACAAUUGGGUCUGUUCUAUAGAUUACUGUCAAGAUAAGUUACAUCCUAGUAAAGACCAUGAACAUACAAGACUUGAUCCAACUAAAGCUCAUAUUGCAAACCUCCGUCCAAGUUCCGAUUAA
Messenger RNA from Maudiozyma barnettii, 1791 nucleotides. It is a transcript of the gene PRR2, whose product is annotated as serine/threonine protein kinase PRR2. Gene Ontology annotation, biological process: protein phosphorylation; intracellular signal transduction. NCBI's taxonomy places the organism in Eukaryota, Fungi, Ascomycota, Saccharomycetes, Saccharomycetales, Saccharomycetaceae. The transcript has a single exon. The record is from RefSeq and is a predicted model, not a curated record. Gene Ontology annotation, molecular function: ATP binding; protein serine/threonine kinase activity. The coding region runs from base 1 to 1791 and encodes 596 amino acids.